Messenger RNA from Homarus americanus (American lobster), 677 nucleotides. RefSeq names its product copper-specific metallothionein-2-like. The transcript is spliced from 3 exons. The coding region runs from base 36 to 335 and encodes 99 amino acids. The record is from RefSeq and is a predicted model, not a curated record. NCBI's taxonomy places the organism in Eukaryota, Metazoa, Arthropoda, Malacostraca, Decapoda, Nephropidae.
GCCUAUCACUUUGUUCUCUCCACACGACACCCUUGAUGAGACGCUAUAUAUGUUUCCGCUUUUGUGAUAUGCUCAUAAACUCAUCAUCUCUCUUACUGCACCCAGAUAUCAACAGCAGAACAGUCACCACCACCGUCAUGCCUUGUGGAUGUGGAACCUCAUGCAAGUGUGGGUCCGGAGCCUGUUGCUGCGGCACCAACUGUAACUGUGCCUCUUGUCCCAGCAAGAAGUCCUGCUCGUGCUCAGAUGGCAACUGUGGGUCCAGCUGCCAGUGUAAGUCUUCUGCCUGUUGCUGUGGGACCGACUGUAAGUGCAGCCCCUGUCCCAUGAAGUAGUCCAUCUCAAUAAAUACAAGCGCCCAGGGCACCAGCUGAUACCACUACACCUGGCGCUGGUGGACACGUCAUCUAGUGGUCAUGUGACGUUGGUAGACUUGCAGAUAAUAGAUCAAUAUACUGUGACUGCAAGUUGAUCAAAACUAUAAAUUAGAUCUGCCAUUACUAUGCUCUUUAUUUGUACGUACAUCACUGACAUGUUUAGGAUAACUUUAGAAUCUUAUGUACUGUACUGUAGUGUUUAUGAUAUUUAUCAUAGUCAUUAACAAAUGUAAUAAAUUGACACACAUAACUUGAGAUUUAAUAAUCAUUGAUAUAAAUAAGAGAACAGUCCCUUUGUGA